Rosa chinensis is the source of this 2238-nucleotide messenger RNA. RefSeq names its product GDP-mannose transporter GONST3. Gene Ontology annotation, molecular function: antiporter activity; mRNA binding; GDP-fucose transmembrane transporter activity. The record is from RefSeq and is a predicted model, not a curated record. NCBI's taxonomy places the organism in Eukaryota, Viridiplantae, Streptophyta, Magnoliopsida, Rosales, Rosaceae. The transcript is spliced from 6 exons. The coding region runs from base 238 to 1803 and encodes 521 amino acids. Gene Ontology annotation, cellular component: Golgi apparatus; U1 snRNP; U2-type prespliceosome. Gene Ontology annotation, biological process: mRNA splice site recognition.
UCCACCACCGGAUCUCUCUCUCUCUCUCUCUCUCUCUGAGAUAAAUCUACCCUUGACAGCAAACCCUAUUGGGGCUUAGCGCUGUCGGAGCUACUUCAUUGCCCAAUCCUCACUUACAGUCUCGGCUACAAACCCCUCUGUUUUUCCUUCUCUCCAAUCAAAAUUACUUCCUUUUCUUAAUUUUCUUUCAAUUUCAAACCCUUGUGGAUUGAAAAUUCUUCUCUGUUGGUGGAGCCUAUGGCAACAGAGGAAGAUGGAAAGGGGCACAGGAAAAUUGAAUGGGAUGAUAAGGAGGCUUGUGGGCACUACAUGGUUCGUUUUUGUCCUCAUGAUCUUUUCGCCGGUACCCGAAGCGAUCUAGGACCAUGCUAUAGGAUACAUGACCCGAAGCUGAAAGAAAGUUUUGAGAAGUCCCCAAGACAUGACGAAUACGUGCCCAAGUUUGAAGCUGAACUUGCACAGUUUUGUGAGAUAUUGGUGAUGGAUUUAGAUAGAAGAGUAAGGCGUGAACGAGAACGACGUUCUCUGGAGGGGGAACCUACAUCACCAACUCCCUUGCCAACUAACAAGUCAGAACAGUUAUUUGUCCUGGAGGAAAAGUUAAAGAACUUGCUUAAGCAAGUGGAUGCCCUUGGUGAAAUUGGGAAGGUGGAUGAAGCUGAAGCACUCAAGAGAAAGAAUCCUGAAGUCAGUGAAGACCAGGAUGGUUCUACUCCCCCUGCUGUUACCAUCCAAUCAAACUGGUACAGUAUUUUACGCCAGCACAUCUCAGUCUAUGGAAUAGCUGCUGGUUACUGCUUAUCUGCGUCAUUGCUUUCCAUCAUCAACAAAUGGGCUGUGGUAAAAUUUCCUUAUCCUGGGGCACUGACUGCUUUACAGUAUUUUACAAGUGCUGUUGGGGUCCUCCUCUGUGGCUGGUUUAAGUUCAUAGAGUAUGACUCGCUUGACCUCCUUACUAUGUGGCGGUUCCUACCAGCCGCAAUUAUAUUCUACCUCUCUCUCUUCACCAACAGCGAGCUCCUUCUGCAUGCUAAUGUUGACACUUUCAUUGUGUUUCGAUCAGUCGUUCCCAUCUUUGUUGCAAUUGGAGAGACUCUCUUCUUGCACCAGCCAUGGCCAUCAAUGAGGACAUGGAUCUCACUCGGGACUAUUUUUGGAGGAAGUGUGAUUUAUGUGCUAACAGAUUACCAGUUCACUGUCACGGCUUAUAGUUGGGCUCUAGCUUACUUGAUAAGCAUGUCCAUUGAUUUUGUAUACAUAAAGCAUGUGGUAAUGACCAUUGGUUUAAAUACAUGGGGUCUUGUAUUGUACAACAAUCUUGAAGCUCUUCUACUGUUCCCAUUGGAACUACUUGUAAUGGGUGAAUUGAAGAAGAUUAAGCAUGAAAUCACAGAUGAAUCAGAUUGGUACUCGUUUGGGGUGAUUUUGCCAGUGGUGUUAUCGUGUUUAUUUGGUUUAUCCAUCUCUUUCUUUGGGUUUUCUUGCCGGAGGGCUAUUUCUGCAACUGGAUUUACUGUUCUGGGUAUUGUGAAUAAGCUAUUAACAGUUGUGAUUAAUCUGGUUAUUUGGGAGAAGCAUUCGACACUUGUUGGUACUGUGGGGUUAUUGAUAUGUAUGGCAGGUGGUGUUAUGUAUCAGCAAUCUACAAGCAACAAGCCCAAAGUUGUGAAUGAAGUAAAGGCACAACAGACUGACGAAGAACGACAAAAGUUAAUUGAAAUGAACAGCAGCUCAGAAAGAAACAACAAAGACACAUGGGCUACGGGAAAUGAACAAGGAAAUGAGAAGUCUCCUUCAAGGUAAUAUUGUCUUGUUCGGUUGCUUCAGCAUUCUAUUUUCUGCAGAGCUGCAUUCUUCAUUGCUAAGUCUCCAUUGGCAACUUCUCGUCGAGAUGACUUUAAGAUGGUUUUUGUUUCACAGAAUAUCCUUGUUUGACAUUUGGGUUGAGAUGAGUAUUGGAUAUGACUUGGAAAACCCUGAUAGACAAAAUAUUGUAUUGAUUUGUUUUGUAAACCUAGAUUGAUUCGGUAGUCCAUAGCGAAAAAGAUGAAAUACCAUUUGUAAACAUAGAUCGAUCGAAUAGUUCCAAUAGCAAUGCCUUAUUUGUUGAUAUGGAGACGUGCUCUUAUAUCAGAAUUUUCUUCAUAUAUAUCCUGAAGGCUUGGUGCCAUGACAAUGUAAUUGUUGAAUUUACGCAAUGCGUAUCUAGGAGGUAAAAUUUGCAUGUUUGAUGUUUCA